This is a messenger RNA of Acaulospora morrowiae, 576 nucleotides long. NCBI's taxonomy places the organism in Eukaryota, Fungi, Glomeromycota, Glomeromycetes, Diversisporales, Acaulosporaceae. The record is from the annotation of a GenBank genome assembly.
AUGACCAAUCCCCCACUCAGAAGGUAUAUGCGUUCUGAUGCUACAAAAUUAUCUACUGCAGAUUACGAAGACAUCAUGCAAUACCGAGAUAUGAAGUCCAAGCCUCUGGAACAAUUAAGGAAGAAAUUUCAUAUAUCAUCUUCUCGUCUAUAUCAGAUUUGGAGAGGGCAGGAGGUAGGAAGGGUCGAAUGGAACUAUUCAACAGUCCCGCUUUCCUAUUCAAGUACAAAUGAUAUAGAUAAACAGAAUGAUACAGAUUUUCAAAAUAAAUACAAUUCUACUAUUUUAGCACUGGAAAAUGUAAUACCUGAUGGUGCAGAAAAGCCUAGUAGAUCCACCGACCCAGUAUCAGAAGAAGGUGUUAUUUCUGGAAGUAAGGUAAAAAAGACCGGAGGAAAAAAAACCAAGUCUAAACCCGUCCGCGUCUCUGAGUCGCCUGCUAUUCAGACUCAGCUAGCACCAAUGAAUUCAGAAGGUUUGAAUAUAAAUGAUGAAGAGUUAAAUGCAUUUUAUGAGAAGGAAGCUAAGAGAGACGAAAAAAAUAAAACAGAGGUGAAUAGACGUCUAGCCGUGUAG